AUUUAGUUGAUUACCACAGAUUUAUAAGACUAUUAUUCAACACUUGUUUGAUAUCUUGUCGGACGUUUCGUUCUACGAGUUGUGGACAAGAAUUGAACACGAGCGCCAUUUCUUCUGCUAAGUUCAGUCAUUUGACGAAAGGCGGCUUCAAGCAUUUUCAAAAUCACCAAAUAAAAAUUUAAUUAAAAGCAGCGGAAGCUUUAAGAUAUGAUAUGAUACUGAAAUAAAUUAAAAUAAAUUUUUUUCUGCGUUUUUACUUUUUAUUAUUUCAAUGGUUUGGGCGAUGCGUAUUUCAUAUCGGAAUCUUAUCCCCUAAUAGCAGACAACUUCCCGUUGGAAAUGAUUUCACGUUUCAUGACAAACACAAAAGAGGUCAUAUGGAUCUUUGAAGUCUUGUAAACGUACUACAAGUUUUGUUUUCGUAAGAAAAGGACAACGUCGAAUUAAUCGAAGGCUUUUGAAUAUCGUUUAAUACUAUGGACGAAUCUGAUUAUAACAAUGAAACUGGAUGUCACAGGAGAAAACGUCAACUCAGUGAUGGUGAUCCAGAUGCAUGUGACUUUAUGCCACUGUCUAAAAGGAUCAACAACCUGCAUUUAAAUGGUAGUAAUUUGAACUCGGAAGCCACACCAUCAUACACUCCUACUGGAUCUUCCAUCUGUGAAUGCCGUCUGCAACCAAGCACUUCCAGCAGUGUGAUUCAAUGUUCCUUGUGCAACCCCAAUCUCUAUGGGAUCACUCGGCAAGCACUUCCUCUUCCAGACCUGCUGAACAUUCCCAAUGAAAUGUCACGUGAAAGAACUCCCCAGCAUCAACAGUUUAUUCACGAUGACACCUAUUCACCAGACAUGGAUGUUCACUCCAACCCUCACUACUACACACCCAACAAGCUGCUGUUUGAUUUGCACAUUGAGCGUGUCAAGAGGCACGGUAUACUAUUCAAGCCCAACAAGUACGACGGCUAGAAGAUGUCAGUACUAAUAAUGUAACAAUAAUAUUUCGCUCUUUUCUGUUUCGGUUUUUUUUUUUAAUCACAAUUUUAUGAAAUCACUUCAUCUUCGCUAGUCGAUUAAUACACGAAAUUAUAUUUCAGA
This is a messenger RNA of Daphnia pulicaria, 1094 nucleotides long. RefSeq lists its product as uncharacterized. NCBI's taxonomy places the organism in Eukaryota, Metazoa, Arthropoda, Branchiopoda, Diplostraca, Daphniidae. The record is from RefSeq and is a predicted model, not a curated record. Bases 477 to 965 code for a protein of 162 amino acids. The transcript has 4 exons.